ACGCGCGCGGGCCAUACACUCGCGGGUACUCUCUUCUCAACUGCACUGAAAGAAUCAGUUCAUGAGAUGAUUCCAUUCAGUUCGUUCAUCCAAAAGAUCCGGUCGUCGACAACAUAACACUACUGGGGAGGUGCGCGUGUGCUUCGUCACGCAGGAGCUUCUGCAGCACCGUAGCGCAAAAACCAACAGUGGCACAUGUUUGUUGCCUGAGCUGGAAUCCGGUUGUGUCGUGUCUCAGUUAAAUAUUUGAGCUGUUGCAGUAACAAUGUGUUCAACUGAGAGUUUUAUAGAGUUGGUCAUCCAGAGACUAAAUGCUGCUGCUGAGGAUAUAGUCGGAUUAUAUGAAAGAACUGUCGUCCAGUACGAGGAAGAGAUCGAUCGUCAGUGCAGACUGCUGGAUAUCACCAGGAAACCCGAGAUAAAGUUACACAGAACGGAUGUUUUUGCGCGCACAGACACAGCUGUGAGUUUGAGAGAGUUGAUCAUCGAGCGACUAAGUACUACUCCUGAAGAAAUAGUCGGACUCUUUGAAAGAACUGUCGUCCAGUGUAAAGAAGAGAUUGAUCGUCAGCGCAGAUUGCUGGAUGCCACCUGUGAACCCGAGAUAAAGUUACACAGAAUAGACCUUCUACAGCAACAUGCCUGCACAACAGAGAUGAACUCCAGUCUGGGCCAAGAGGAACCUCCACAGAUUAAAGAGGAACAGGAGCAACCAGAUCCUCCACACAUUAAAGAGGAACAGGAGGAACCAGGACCUCCACACAUUAAAGAGGAACAGGAGGAACUAGAACCUCCGCAGAUUAAAAAGGAACAGGAGCAACCAGAUCCUCCACACAUCAAAGAGGAACAGGAGGAACCAGAACCUCCACACAUUAAAGAGGAACUCUGCAGCAGUCAGCAGGGAGAAUGCCUUAUUCUGAAUCUGGAGACUGAGUCCGCACAGACGAGCAUGUCUUUAGCAUGUGAUGUCUGUGGAAAAGGGUUUAGGCUAAAUUGCAAUUUGAAGAAACAUUGCAGAAUCCACACAGGGGAGAAACAUUAUGGUUGCACAGUAUGUGGAAAGAGUUUCAAUGCCAGGAGUAGCUUCAACGUCCACAUGAAGAUUCAUACAGAUGUGAGGCCAUAUUCUUGUGAAACAUGCGGGAAAGCCUUCAAAAGACGACCUGAUUUAAAGCUCCACAUGAGGAUUCACACAGAUGAGAAGCCAUAUCCUUGUGAAACGUGUGGGAAAGCCUUUAAGGGAAGAUAUCAGUUAUAUCUCCACAUGAAGAUUCACUCAGAUGAGAAGCCGUAUUCUUGUAAAACGUGUGGUAAAACCUUCAAAAGACAAUCUGGAUUAAAUAUCCACAUGAGGAUUCACACAGGUGAGAGACCGUAUCCUUGUGAAACAUGUGGUAAAACCUUCAAAACAAGAUCUGAUUUAACUUCGCACAUGAGGACUCAUACAGGUGAGAGGCCAUUUCCUUGUGAAACAUGUGGUAAAACGUUCAGGCAACAAACUCAAUUAAAAGUCCAUAUGAGAAUUCACACAGGUGAGAGGCCAUAUCCUUGUGACAUCUGUGGGAAAACCUUGAACACUAGACCUGCUUUAAAUAACCACAUGAUGAUUCACACAGGCGAGAAACCAUAUCCUUGUGAAAUUUGUGGUAAAACCUUCAAAACAACAAAUGAUUUAAAUGUCCACAUGAGGAUUCACACGGGUGAGAGACCAUUUCCUUGUGAAACAUGUGAUAAAACAUUCAGGCAACAAACUCAAUUAAAAGUCCAUAUGAGAAUUCACACAGGUGAGAGGCCGUAUCCUUGUGAAAUGUGUGAUAAAGCCUUCAAAACAAAAUCUGCGUUAACUACGCAUAGGAGGACUCAUACAGGUGACAGGCCAUAUCCAUGUAAAACGUGUGGUAAAACAUUCAAAACACAUUUUUACUUAAAGCUCCACAUGAGGAUUCACACAGGCGAGAAACCAUAUUCUUGUGAAACGUGUGGUAAAGCCUUCAAAUGCCGAUCUGACUUAAAUACCCACACGAGAACUCAUACAGACGAGAAGCCUUACCCUUGUGAAACAUGUGGGAAAGCCUUCAGGCAACAAAGUAAAUUAAAAACCCACAUGAGGAUUCACACGAGAGAAACCCUGUCCUUAUGUAACAUGUGAUAAAACUUUCAAGACAAGAUAUGAAUUCAUUGUCCACGUGAGGGCUCACACAGGCGCUAAAACUGAAGGAACAUGGCCAAAAAAAACAUUUCUAAUUCUAAUUCUCUGGUCUGUCUCUCACACAUCAACACACACAAUCUAAUAGUUUAAAUGGGUUUCAACCCAGAUAAUUGUCUGCAUGUUGCUUACUUGAGUUCAGGUCAAGUUCCGUCCUGUUUACUUGAGUGAGUGAAUGAGUUAUAAACUUUCUCAGUCAGUGCAUAUUAUUUCAUGUGCGUCUGUUCCAUCUUUCUUUUCUGUAUCAAUGGAUGUUGUGUACCAUGUCGUUAUGACCUUUUUACUUGUUCUAUGUGACCUUUUUACGUAAACAUUAAAUGACGUCUGUUUUCAUCUGAAUAAAUUACAAUAGGAAACACUGAAUAAAAAAAAUUUCAAAUUCUGUUCAAA
Mugil cephalus (flathead mullet) is the source of this 2596-nucleotide messenger RNA. Its product is annotated as zinc finger protein 345-like. The coding region runs from base 266 to 2149 and encodes 627 amino acids. NCBI's taxonomy places the organism in Eukaryota, Metazoa, Chordata, Actinopteri, Mugiliformes, Mugilidae. The transcript is spliced from 3 exons. The record is from RefSeq and is a predicted model, not a curated record.